Messenger RNA from Schistocerca cancellata (South American locust), 951 nucleotides. RefSeq lists its product as uncharacterized. Bases 29 to 682 code for a protein of 217 amino acids. Gene Ontology annotation, cellular component: extracellular region. NCBI's taxonomy places the organism in Eukaryota, Metazoa, Arthropoda, Insecta, Orthoptera, Acrididae. The record is from RefSeq and is a predicted model, not a curated record. The transcript has 5 exons. Gene Ontology annotation, molecular function: chitin binding.
CACUCGCUCUCAGACGUUUCUGACAGCCAUGCCUUCACGAGUAGCUCUAAGGCUUACCAUCGCGUUCCUGGCCAUUGCCGCCGGCGCUGCCAAUGAGGAAUAUCUGGAGGGUGAGGAAUAUAUGGAAUACGAACCAAGAGCGACUUGUUCGUAUCCCAGUCAAGUUGUCUGCAGUAAUGACUGUUCACAGGUCAACUUGUGCAUGAGCGUGGACGGCGGCCUGACACCCACAGUGGUGGAGACCUGCGACGUCAACGCCGGCCAGAGGUGCAGCUUCUCGCAGAAGACGUGCGUGGCCGAGGGCUCCUCCGACUGCCACAGCUUCGUCACCAACUUCACGUGCAACGACCCGGGCGCCUACCCCGACCCCUACGACUGCACCACGUACCACGUCUGCUUAGAGGGCGACACCACAGCGGAUUUGGGCCACUGCGAGGUCGGCUGGGCCUACAACGCGCUCACCAACGACUGCAGCCUUAAGACGACGGACCGCCCGUGCGUGGAGGGCCCCAUCGACGGCUGCACGUCACCAGCGCAGGUGGGCGUGGUGCAGGAGAACCCGGCCAUCUACUACGUCUGCAUCCGCGAGAACGGGAACCUCUUCCCGGACAUGCGCAGGUGCCACCACGGGCAGGUCUUCAACGUCACCACUGUCGGGUGCACAGACAAACAAGAAGAUUGAAGCACCGCGGCUUCUGGGUAAGAUUAAGGUCAACAAAGUACCUCUCAUCACGAUGUGGAGAUUCUGCCACAUUCACAGCCAUUGUGGACCACAAUGGCCGAAGCUGGAACUCUGAUGGUGUCUCAUAACUAGAACAUGGACAUCUACAAUGAUCAUAGACAUAAGUUCAACAUGCAUUCUUUGAGUUGUUUAUUACCACCAGCACCAAGAAAUGUAAAUAAUUUGUACAUAACUAAUCAAAAGACAAUAUAAAACGUUACAUUAAGUAA